Messenger RNA from Pterocles gutturalis (yellow-throated sandgrouse), 833 nucleotides. RefSeq names its product low density lipoprotein receptor adaptor protein 1 (gene LDLRAP1). NCBI's taxonomy places the organism in Eukaryota, Metazoa, Chordata, Aves, Pterocliformes, Pteroclidae. The transcript is spliced from 8 exons. Bases 42 to 833 code for a protein of 263 amino acids. Gene Ontology annotation, cellular component: early endosome. The record is from RefSeq and is a predicted model, not a curated record.
CGGAGAACUGGACCGAUACCCGUGAGACGCUGCUGGAGGGGAUGCUCUUCAGCCUCAAGUACAUGGGCAUGACGCUGGUGGAGCAGCCCAAGGGCGAGGAGCUCUCUGCGGCUGCCAUCAAAAGGAUCGUGGCUACGGCGAAAGCGAGUGGAAAGAAACUGCAGAAAGUGACUCUGAAAGUCUCGCCCAGAGGGAUCGUGUUAAACGACAGCGGAACGAAUGAGCUGAUCGAGAACGUCUCCAUAUACAGGAUAUCCUACUGCACGGCAGACAAGAUCCACGAUAAAGUGUUUGCCUACAUUGCCCAGAACCAGCUCAAUGAGAACCUGGAGUGCCAUGCCUUCCUCUGUACCAAACGGAAAAUGGCGCAGGCGGUCACCCUCACCGUAGCCCAGGCUUUCAAAAUCGCCUUUGAAUUCUGGCAAGCGGCUAAGGAAGAGAAGGAGAAACGGGAAAGGUCCAUGCUGGAAGGAGAAGGGACGAGCAGCCCCAGCUCGGAUGCCCCUGCCCGUCCUGGCGCAUCAGCAGCCACGGGGAACUUGCUGGAUUUUGAGGAUCCUGCCAAAUCGCCCCUGAGCAGCAGCAGGAACUCCCCACACUUGGAUAACAGCGUGUUUGGCCCCAGCUCCUCCGUCAAUAACAACGUGGUGUGGGAAAUGGAUGAUGGGCUCGACGAGGCGUUUUCAAGGCUGGCGCAGUCGAGAACAAACCCGCAGGUCCUGGACACGGGACUGACGGCUCAGGACAUCCAGAGCGCGGAGACGUUCUCGCCUGCAGACUGGAACCAAACGGAUUCCAACGCAGGCGAGAAGGACGAUCUGUUCAUGUUUUGA